GGUAUGCCGGUUCUGUUUGGAUUCGCCAUGUAUACCGGGGGACCACAGGCAGCCUUUGCAAACUGGACCAUGAUUGGAGGCUUCGCACUCAUCGUGUCCCUGGCCAUGGCUGAGAUUGCUUCUGCCUUUCCUACCGCCGGUGGCAUCUACUUCUGGUCCUACCGCCUUGGAGGGGACAAGUACGGCCGUUUCCUCAGCUGGAUGACGGCCUGGUGGAACUGGGCCGGGUGGAUCUGUGUCGUCCCAGGUGUCCAGCAGGGCGCGACCAAUCUCCUGAUCAGUGGCUUGGAGGUCAGAUAUCCUGACUCGACCGUGAUAUACACGGGAUGGUUCUCGUGGCUGCUGACGGCGAUCGGCAUGAUCUUUGCCAUGCUGCCCAACGUCCUGGGCCAGCGCGCCCUGAAGCUGUACUUUCGCUUCGCUGUCUUCAUCUUCUUCGUCCUUUUCGCUUUCUAUUGGAUAUGGUUCCCUGUCAAGGCAGCGGGCAACUUUCAAUCUCGAGAGGGUGUCUUUGGUCGAUUCUACAACGGAAUCAACGAGGGCACCGAGAAGCAAGCUUCUGAUUCGUAUGCUUGGGUCGUCUGUAUUCUCUUCGGCGCCUGGGAAUUCUAUGGAUACGAUGCAUCAGCUCAUCUUGCCGAGGAGACUCACGAUGCGUCUGACACUGUAGCAAAGGGCAUGUGGGGAGCGACGCUGUGUGCGUGGACUUUGAUCAUGGUUCUGUUUUGUAUGCAGGACUUUGACGCCAUUGUCUCUGCCGAGUACACCAACAAUUUUGCGGAGUACCUGGUUCAGCUCCUAGGGGAGAACGGAGCGGUAGCUGUCUUGGUCAUCUUGUGGAUCGACUCGACUUGCGCAACCGCCAGUUGCUUCAUGUCGGCACAACGAGUCACCUUCGCCAUUUCUCGAGACGACGUACUCCCCUUCUCCAAGUACUUCCGCAAAUUAAGCAAGAAUAAGGUUCCAGUCAAUGCCGCCUAUCUUGUGCUGUUCCUAAGUGUGGCGAUUACCUGCGCAGUCAUCGGCUCGACUGUUGCUUUCAGCGCUAUCACAGCUACCGCGACCAUCGCGACGAAUGUGUCCUACCUUUUCCCAAUUGCGGCAAGGCACACCAUCGGGAGGCACGACUUCAAGCCGGCUGGGUUCAACCUUGGAAAGUGGAGCGUCGUCGUCGGAACCAUCUCUUGUCUGUAUAUCAUGUUCCAAUUGAUAGUGCUUGUCUUGCCACAGGUGUAUCCCGUCAAUGCGCAAACUCUCAACUACGCUCCUAUAUGCAUUGGGAUUGUUACUAUUGUCAGUUUAGUUGGCUGGAUUCUUCCCUUCGGUCUUGGGGGUCGACACUGGUUCCAGGGUCCGAAGAGAACGGUUGGGGUGUCCGAUCUGGGAGAGCAAAGUGAGACUUCAAAGGAGUGA
This is a messenger RNA of Cryphonectria parasitica EP155, 1413 nucleotides long. RefSeq lists its product as uncharacterized. The annotation marks the transcript as partial. Lineage: Eukaryota; Fungi; Ascomycota; Sordariomycetes; Diaporthales; Cryphonectriaceae. Gene Ontology annotation, molecular function: transmembrane transporter activity. Gene Ontology annotation, cellular component: membrane. Gene Ontology annotation, biological process: transmembrane transport; amino acid transport. The transcript is spliced from 6 exons. The record is from RefSeq and is a predicted model, not a curated record.